UUCUGCUUGAAUCGCUCAACAAGAACGAGCAAUCGGCCAAUGGCCAGUCCCAAUCCAGGGAGUCCACAAACCCUCAGUUCAAGAAAAUGAGCGGAGACUUCCCAUCGGCCAACGGAGAGGCCGGUGGGGAGGCCCCCAAGGGCUACACUCAGGACCAGGUGGAUGCAGUGAAGAGGGUAAAACAGUGCAAAGAUUACUAUGAAAUUCUGGGAGUAAACAGAGAAGCUUCUGAUGAGGACUUGAAAAAGGCUUACCGGAAACUUGCACUGAAGUUUCACCCAGAUAAGAACCACGCACCAGGGGCUACAGAGGCAUUUAAAGCCAUUGGCAAUGCGUACGCAGUAUUGAGCAACCCAGAGAAGAGGAAGCAAUAUGACCAGUUUGGAGACGAGAAACUCAACCCUGCUCGGCACGGACACAGUCACUCGGACUUCCACCGUGGCUUUGAGGCAGACAUCUCCCCCGAGGACCUCUUCAACAUGUUUUUUGGUGGUGGUUUUCCUUCUAGUAACGUUCAUGUAUACAGCAAUGGCAGGAUGCGAUAUACCUACCAUCAGAGGCAGGACAGACGAGAACAUCAGGGUGACGGUGGCCUUGGGUUGUUUGUCCAGCUGAUGCCUAUCCUCAUCCUCAUCAUUGUGUCUGCUCUCAGCCAGAUGAUGGUCUCCAGCCCACCCUACAGUUUGAGCCAGAGGCCGUCUGUGGGUCACAUACACAGGAGAGUGACAGAGCACUUGAAAGUCGGCUACUACGUAUCUGAGAACUUUGCAGACGAAUACACGGGCGCGAACCUGAAAAACGUUGAAAGGAGCGUGGAGGACGACUAUAUUGCAAACCUUCGAAAUAACUGCUGGAAAGAGAAGCAGCAGAAGGAAGGCUUGUUGUACCGGGCACGCUACUUUGGAGACUCAGAUCUGUACCAGCGAGCACAGAAGAUGGGCACCCCCAGCUGUAGCAGACUGUCAGACGUUCAAGCCUCUCUGCACGGAUAGUC
Cariama cristata (Red-legged seriema) is the source of this 994-nucleotide messenger RNA. It is a transcript of the gene DNAJB12, whose product is annotated as DnaJ (Hsp40) homolog, subfamily B, member 12. Gene Ontology annotation, cellular component: endoplasmic reticulum membrane. The annotation marks the transcript as partial. The record is from RefSeq and is a predicted model, not a curated record. Gene Ontology annotation, molecular function: Hsp70 protein binding. NCBI's taxonomy places the organism in Eukaryota, Metazoa, Chordata, Aves, Cariamiformes, Cariamidae. Gene Ontology annotation, biological process: cellular response to misfolded protein. The transcript is spliced from 7 exons.